AUGUGUUUGUAUCCGCGUUUCCGCACCAGAGUGGCAGAGUGGCAGAAUGGCACGGGAUAUGUGUGUUAGCGGUGUACACCGGUGUUAUGUGUAAUGCCGAGAGCAGAACUCGUCAGGGGAAGCACAUUUAUUUAUGUUAUGAGUGGAUUUGUGUCUGUGAGGCGGGUUAGCAGCAGUCUGAGAGGAUGAUUCGCUGGAUCCGUCAACAGCUGGGCGUUGACCCUCCCCAUCAGAGUGACACGCGCACCGUUUACAUUUCAAACAAGUUCCCGCAGCAUGGCCUUUACACUCCUGAGAGGUUUGCAGACAACAGGAUCAUUUCCUCAAAGUACACCAUAUGGAACUUCAUCCCCAAGAAUUUGUUUGAGCAGUUCAGAAGAAUAGCCAAUUUUUAUUUUCUCAUAAUUUUCUUAGUUCAGUUAAUGAUAGACACACCCACUUCACCUAUAACAAGUGGACUUCCUCUGUUUUUUGUCAUCACGGUAACUGCCAUCAAGCAGGGAUAUGAGGACUGGCUGCGACACAAAGCUGACAAUGAAGUUAACGGAGCACCAGUAUUCGUUGUGCGCAGCGGCAGUCUGGUCCAGACCCGAUCCAAGAAUAUCAGAGUAGGAGAUAUCGUGAGAGUAGCCAAAGAUGAGACGUUUCCUGCAGACCUGGUGCUUCUAUCGUCAGACCGUGCAGAGGGGACAUGUCACAUCACCACUACCAGCCUGGAUGGAGAGACUAACCUGAAGACCCACUAUUCAGUGCCAGAAACGGCUGUGUCGCAGUCGGUGUCGCGGCUGGAGUCUCUGCAGGCGGUGGUGGAGUGCCAGCAGCCCGAUGCUGAUUUAUACAGGUUUAUCGGGAGAAUAACUGUGACCCAACAAGGAGAGGAGAUAGUGAGGCCUUUAGGACCAGAGAACCUUCUGCUUCGAGGAGCAAGAUUAAAAAACACCAAAGAGAUAUUUGGUGUGGCGGUCUACACGGGCAUGGAGUCCAAGAUGGCUCUGAACUACAAGUGCAAAUCCCAAAAACGCUCUGCAGUAGAGAAAUCCAUGAAUACAUUUCUUAUCAUCUACUUGGGCAUUCUGCUGUUUGAAGCCAUUCUCAGCACUAUUUUGAAGUAUGCCUGGCAGGCAGAGAAAAAGUGGGACGAGCCUUUUUACAAUGAGAAAACAGACCAAGAGAGAAACAGCAGCCAGAUUUUGAUGUUCAUUUCAGACUUCCUGGCUUUCCUGGUGUUGUACAACUUCAUAAUCCCCAUCUCACUGUACGUGACAGUUGAGCUGCAGAAGUUUCUGGGGUCUUUUUUCAUAUGCUGGGACUUGGAUCUGUACCAUGAGGAGAGCAACCAAAAGGCUCAAGUCAACACAUCAGACCUGAACGAGGAGCUGGGCCAGGUGGAGUAUGUUUUCACUGACAAAACGGGAACUCUCACCGAGAACGAGAUGCAGUUUAGAGAAUGCUCCAUCAACGGCAUCAAAUACCAGGAGAUCAACGGGAAGCUCAUCCCUGAAGGAAUGACGGAAGAUUUCCCAGAUGGAUCUGUGCCUUAUCUGAACAUAGAAGAGGAGUUGUUCCUGAAAGCCGUUUCGCUGUGUCACACAGUGCAGAUCAGUUAUGAUCAAACAGAUGGACUGGGAGAUCCCUUCUCACAUGCCAAUGGCUUUUCGCCACAGAUGGAGUAUUAUGCCUCCUCUCCAGAUGAGAAAGCCCUUGUGGAAGCCACAAAGAGGAUGGGGGUCACGUUCACAGGCAGCAAUGGAGAAAACAUGGAGAUAAAAACAUUUGGCAAAACAGAGAAGUAUAAACUUCUCCACGUUCUUGAGUUUGAUGCAAACCGAAGACGAAUGAGCGUGAUACUGCAGACUCCUUCAGGUGAAAAUGUGCUAUUUAUAAAAGGAGCCGAAUCGGCCAUCCUCCCCUACGCCAAAAGUGGAGAGAUUGAUAAAACCAGAGUCCAUGUGGAUGAGUUUGCCCUGAAGGGUUUGAGGACACUGGUUGUGGCCUGCAGACACUUCAGUGCUGAUGAGUAUAAGGAAGUGGACAGACGGCUCCAUGAAGCCAGAACGGCUCUACAACAGAGAGAGGAAAGGCUGGCUGAGGUCUUCAACUUCAUUGAGAAAGACCUGGAGCUGCUGGGUGCCACUGGGGUGGAGGACAAGCUGCAGGAUAAGGUCCAGGAGACGAUUGAAGCUCUGCGAUUGGCUGGGAUCAAAGUGUGGGUGUUGACUGGUGACAAACAUGAGACAGCGGUCAGCGUGAGUCUCUCGUGCGGUCACUUCCACCGCACUAUGAACAUCCUGGAGCUCAUACAGCAGAAAUCAGACAACGAGUGUGCCGAGCAGCUCCGCAGACUGGACCGGAGGAUCAAAGAGGAUCAUGUGAUUCAGCACGGGCUGGUGGUGGACGGGGCCAGUUUGUCACUGGCUCUUCGAGAACAUGAGAAGCUCUUCAUGGAGGUGUGUAAGAACUGCUCUGCUGUGCUUUGCUGCAGAAUGGCUCCACUCCAGAAAGCCAAGGUGGUGAGACUGUUUAAGACAUCCCCAGAGAAGCCCAUUACAUUAGCUAUUGGGGAUGGAGCCAAUGAUGUCAGUAUGAUACAAGAGGCUCAUGUUGGUAUCGGUAUCAUGGGAAAAGAAGGAAGACAAGCUGUAAGAAACAGCGACUAUGCAUUCGCAAGGUUCAAAUUCCUUGCCAAAUUGCUGCUCGUUCACGGCCAUUUCUACUACAUUAGAAUAGCAACCCUUGUGCAAUACUUUUUCUACAAGAAUGUGUGCUUUAUCACUCCCCAGUUUUUAUACCAGUUCUUCUGUUUGUUCUCACAACAAACCCUUUAUGACAGCGUGUAUCUGACGCUGUAUAAUAUCUGCUUCACUUCUCUGCCCAUACUGGUGUACAGUCUGUUUGAGCAGCUCGUUCACCCACAUGUGCUGCAGAGCAAACCAGCACUUUACAGAGACAUCAGUAAAAACUCCCUGCUGUCCUUCAAAACCUUUUUGUACUGGACGCUCCUGGGCUUCUGCCAUGCCUUCAUCUUCUUCUUUGGGUCCUAUAUCCUGAUGGGAGAAGACACCACGCUGAUGGGAAACGGACAGAUGUUCGGAAACUGGACUUUUGGCACUUUAGUUUUCACUGUGAUGGUUAUUACUGUUACACUAAAGCUGGCCUUAGAGACACAGUUCUGGUCAUGGAUGAAUCACUUUGUUACAUGGGGAUCCAUCGCCUUCUACUUCAUCUUCUCCUUAUUUUAUGGUGGCAUCAUCUGGCCGUUUCUUCACACACAGGACAUGUACUUCGUCUUCGUCCAGCUGUUGUCCAGCGGCUCGGCCUGGUUUGCCAUUAUCAUCAUUAUUAUCACGUGUCUGUUUCCUGAUGUCAUCAAGAAAGUCUUUUGCAGACACCUGCAGCCAACCAGCACUCAGAAAUCUCAGUUUAUUGAGGCCUACCAGGGCAUCGGAUGUUUGGACUCCAUGUGCUGUUUCUCAGAGGGACAAAAUGCCUGCUCACGGCUGGGCCGGCUGGUGGAGCGAAUGAUUGGCCGCUGUGACCCAGCUCGGGCCACCAGAUCAUGGAGUGACUCCGAUACCUUCUUCUCCAAUGACCGGAGCGUCCUGACACUCUCACCCAUGGAGGUCUCUCAUUGUUAAUGCUAUGAAGAAACCCCUCACACCAGCCCAGAGGAACUGCUUGUAGAGUCUGGAGACGCCUACUCUUACCCCAUCCUCCUUGUCCAAUCACCAGCCAGACUUUCACAUUUUUAAACCUCUGAUUUCAGAGUAAGUCAUAUCAUAUAUGAUCAUCAACAAGGGAUAAGCAGUGGUCCCUCAAAAAACCAAAGGAUAUGUCUGACUUCUGUGUUUCUGCUGCUAUGGAACUUUACAAAAGGGCCACCAGCUUUCCUGAGGAAAAUUAGUGAGUCUGUUUGAAGCCAUAAUACCCUUUUUGAAUUGCCUGAUUUUUCAAGGUAUUAAAUGUGAGCGCAGUGUAGCGAUCGCACACAAACCUGUAGCCUCCUUUAGAAAACACCCUAAGAUGCCUACCUGUACACCCAAACUCUCUUGGAUUGUACAGAUUAUCAUGAUGCAAGAAUGUUGCAGUGUUUGUGAUGGGAAACUGACGUAUCAUUUUGAACUCACUCACUUUAAACACCAUUAGUCAUGCACCUGUAUAUUAUUUGUUUCCUCAAUCUUGCACACGCUAUAUUAUCAUUUCUAACCAUUGUCAUUAGAUAAUUUAUCAUUGUUGCUGUGUUUGUAUCUCUGUUCAUGUUGCUAACCACUCAUCAGAGCCGUUUUGAUUUUGUUUGUGCGUGCGUGUGUGUGUGUGUAUUUAAUAGCGCUAGAGGGCAUAGUCUGAGUAAAUUGAAUCUACAUUCUACAUGGGACGUGAGUUGUACGUAAAUGCCUGAGCAUUGGGACAACCGUUUUAAACUUACUUAGUUCAGCUAUACUGAAGUUUAUAAUAUCCGACUGCAUGCUAUACUUUGGUCAAUCGGUCUCAAUAAUACUGCAGGCCUAAGGUAACUGGACCUAUAUGCUCCUGUUCUGGCAAGUUCAAAAAUUGUUUUGGGAAUAUUUUUGUUUUUGUUUUAUUUGCAUGGACAGUAACAAUCCACCCUGGAUCUUAAAAUCUGGUGCCGUGACCUAGGUGGCAGUCAGACUUUUGGAUAAAGUAUGGUUGACAUAUUACUCUAUUUUGGUACUUGUUUUUGUUUUUAUACCACUUCUCAUAUCAAUGUACAAACCCGAAACUCAAAUAUUUUGUGUUGAAAUCAGAUGGAGGAAGUGUUUUCCUAUAUAUUGUAUUUAAUUAUAUAGCAACGCAGUUUGCCGCUUGUUUCUCAAAGAGACAUUAGCAAUAAGACUCAAUCUAGACUGGAUAAACCUGAUCUAGCUGUGAUGCCAAUCAUCCAUUUUACAGUUCCAUUUUUCUUUCUGUAAACGUCUGUUUUUCUAAUUGUAUUCUCCUUACAGUGAAUUAUGUUAAAUGCUGAUGUUUAUGAAAGUUCUAUUUACAUAAU
Messenger RNA from Xyrauchen texanus (razorback sucker), 5008 nucleotides. RefSeq names its product phospholipid-transporting ATPase IF-like. The coding region runs from base 186 to 3635 and encodes 1149 amino acids. The transcript has 30 exons. The record is from RefSeq and is a predicted model, not a curated record. Gene Ontology annotation, biological process: phospholipid translocation. Gene Ontology annotation, cellular component: trans-Golgi network; recycling endosome; plasma membrane. Lineage: Eukaryota; Metazoa; Chordata; Actinopteri; Cypriniformes; Catostomidae. Gene Ontology annotation, molecular function: ATP binding; magnesium ion binding; ATP hydrolysis activity.